AUGGCCGUGGGGUCAGGUGCCAAGCAAAUAUUCGAUGCCAUCGUGGACCCCAGUGCUGCGCAAAAUGCUGUCGCUCUCUGGGUGGCUGUCAAGGAGCCAGAAGCCACGGACCUGCUUCUGAAGACACCGCCCGAACUGCUACCCAGCCUCAGCUCUCACAGACUUCGAGCUCGUCAGCGCCAGCCACCACCACUCACUCGUGGCUAUGGCCAGCACCAUGCUAUUGAGCGCUUGGAUCGUAAACGCCGACGAGAUGCGGAGAUAGAAGAGAGGGAGAAGCUGGAGACGGAGUAUCUGCAGACCAUUGAAGUUCUCUUUUGGAAUGAGAAAAAAGUGGCACCCAAGUCCUUCGGUGUUAUUGGUACCGCCAGUGCUGCCAACCCCACCAUGCUCUUCAUCGUCUUACAUGGUUUUAAGCCAUUUGAAGAUGAGCUGAAAGGGAACACAUCCAUUGCCGUACUCAAGAAUUCCCGAUGGAUGAUUCAAGACAUCAAAUUGUCGAUUCCUGCUUUUCGACAACAGCAUGUUCUCGUACGCCUUCCCAACCUCGACGAUUCGGACUGCCUCGGUCUUGAUCAGUUCCUCCCAUUCAAAACAAUUUCCACCACACGAGCGAUAGAACGUCAACCGAAGAAAGAGCUUCCCACUCCCGCCAUUUCCCAGCUCCCAGUAUCGACUAUUCAAGCGCUUGCUGAGAAGGCGAACUCCCAGUCAGCCUCAUUGCCUGUUGUCCAUGCUGGGAAGACCAUCCUUCUUGCCCCUGGCCCCAUCCCAUCGCGCCUCCCAUCAGUCCCAGCCCAUGGAGUUUUUCCUCCUCGAUACUCGUGUGAUAUCGUCCCCGGCCUUCAAGCACUUGCUUCCACCAAGGAAGGCCCAGAACGCGUGCAAGUCUUCAACGAACACUUCCCCAACUCGCUUUACGUCCGCAGCACAGUGUCAAAACACAUCCGCUUUUUCAGGGUCGCCCGCCUCCACGAUCUCUAUGAAAAUUCGGUCAAGGCUGGUCGUACAGAUGCAGGGUUAUGGUCGCAUGUUCGUAAAGCAGCUGAGAAGAAAUCCAAAGACUCGGACUUCAAGCUUCCUUACGGCGAGAAGGAUUGGGAGAGAAAAAAAAAUACUGUCAUCGACCUCGCUGAUAGCAGCUCAUCCAAUGACACCGACACCGACACCACCAGUGAAUCUGACAGUGACGACAACCCGACUGACACCCGUGUCAUGGCUCCCAACGCUGGGGCCACCUCGAGUUCUGCCAUCGACCUUACGAGUGAUUCCGAAUCCAACACACCCAAGACUGACCCACCUAAUCCCUCUGAUCCCGACGGACCCGGCCAGCAUGAUUCAUCGUCAUCGGAUGAAUCGGACGAGGAUUCCCCUCUCAGUUCGUAUCAGAGGGUUCGGUUCUUCACCGAAAUCAUUUCCAUCGACACCGAAGUUGACGAGGUUGCUGGUCGCACUCAUCCAAAGGAUUUCCGGGAGGGAUGGCUCAAUUCGGACCCCUUCAAGACCGGACAUCUGCGCUCAGUCCGCAUGUUCCACUUGUCCGAUCCUCCGCCGGUGCCCUCAAAGACCAACCCUUGGUUUGAUUUCACCAAUGACCCUACAACCCACUACGUGCUGAAGCGGAUCACUCAUCCUGGUGAUGGAACCCGGGCUUGGUGGGAUGGGCCAUUGGUAGACCAGCCAAGUCUGAUUCACGCGCUUAUGCGAGAGGCUGGUCGCUUUGCACGGAUGAGGGAUGCUCUAGAUGUCUUCAAGUCGACAUUGGAUCAGGCAUUACUUUCCUCAUUUGCGCUCAUCUCUCACCCGGUGUAUCUCUUCCACAUCCACGAGCGGUAUGAGAACACAUAUCUUGCGCAACCAAUGGCUCCCGACAAUGGCCAACUUCAUCGUCACGUGGUCGGUGGUACUGCGCAGACAUUCCCCGUCCUCGACCGAAUGCUCGAGUCAUUCUCCCACUUCACACUCCACCACACAAAUGGACGCAUGGUUCACACAGCCUUUGAAGGGUUUGUCUAUAAAACAGAGCCAGAGACGUUCAUCAUCGUUGACUUCACGACCCAUACGGUUCAAAAUGACGACUGUGCUGAUGCGUUUAUCGAAAACUGUGCUGGAAUUGGUAUUGGCAACUUCAAACUGGGUCAUAGCUGUAAUGAGUUCUGCUGUGCUCUAGCCCUCGAGCGUCUUUGA
Coprinopsis cinerea okayama7#130 is the source of this 2187-nucleotide messenger RNA. RefSeq lists its product as hypothetical. Gene Ontology annotation, biological process: protein phosphorylation. The record is from RefSeq and is a predicted model, not a curated record. The transcript is spliced from 9 exons. Bases 1 to 2187 code for a protein of 728 amino acids. Gene Ontology annotation, molecular function: ATP binding; protein serine/threonine kinase activity. NCBI's taxonomy places the organism in Eukaryota, Fungi, Basidiomycota, Agaricomycetes, Agaricales, Psathyrellaceae.